Brugia malayi is the source of this 2220-nucleotide messenger RNA. RefSeq lists its product as uncharacterized. NCBI's taxonomy places the organism in Eukaryota, Metazoa, Nematoda, Chromadorea, Rhabditida, Onchocercidae. The record is from RefSeq and is a predicted model, not a curated record. The transcript has 2 exons. Bases 1 to 2220 code for a protein of 739 amino acids.
AUGUCUAGCAGCAUUAUUGCGAGCUUUGAACUGGCAAAGGAAAGGUUGGUCAAUCUUCUUAAAGAAAUAAAUCAACUGGAGAUCAAAUCUCCAGAACCAAGAGACCCUAGACAAUGGCAACAAUUUUGGAGCAGUUUUAACGCAGCAGUCCACAAGCAAGCAAUUCCAGAAAUACAAAAACUGAAUUACUUGUACUCAUGUCUCAAAGGAAAAGCUCUACAAGCAAUAUCUGGAUAUGAUAUAGCUCCAGAGAAUUAUGAAGUCAUCAGAAAACUGCUCAAUGAAAAAUAUGGCGAUCACUCAAUAGUAACAACAUUACUAUACAACGAACUCCAAUCAAUUAAACGAAAUGAAAGAGAAUGGAUUGGAACAAUUGAAAAUAUAGAACGAGUACUGCGCCAGUUAGAAGCUCUAGGAGAAAGCCUUGAGCAUUCAAAUAUUGAAAUCUUGAUCGAGAGCAAGUUGCCAUUAUGGAUAUUAAAUAAAAUAUAUAAACAUAAGAAGAAGGACAUGCCUUGGUCAAUUCUCAAACUAAGAAACUUUUUAACAAGUUUAGUUAAUGUGAAUGAACAGAUUAAAAACUGUCAACAUUCACUCACUCAACUCAAUAUUAAAUCUACAACUACCAAACAGGAACAAAAACAACGAUACAAUCCCGGAGGAACUUCAGCACUGUCGACAAUAAAGGAUAAUCAAAAUACUUCAAAAACUACAACAACAAAAAGACGACCAUGUGUAUUCUGCAAUCAAGAUCAUUGGGACAGCGAUUGCGUGAACUACACGACUCUCAAUGCUCGACUUAGUCGUCUCAAAGUAUUGAAGAAAUGUACUAUUUGUCUUAGAGACAGUCACAAAGGACAGAAUUGUAAUGUCAAAAAACAAUGUUUUUAUUGCAAAAGCUUACAUAAUAGUGCUUUAUGUAAUAAAAGGAAUUCACUUUCUUUAAACAAUACAAUGUCUCAAAGAAAUGAAGAGCAUGAAAGAAUUGGACCUUCGAAACGAAAGGACUGUUCAACUUCUCUCUACAACUCCACAUUAACAACUCGAUCCAAACAGACAAAGGAAACUUUACUUUUAUGUAAGGAGAUAAAGGUUUUUAAUCCAUCACAACCUCAACUACAACAAAAUGCCCUUGCCUUAUUUGAUAUUGGAUCACAACUCUCCUUCAUCUCCAAAAAAUUAUUACGUCAAUUAAAGUUAACCGAAACAGAAACUCAAAUUAUGAGAAUAGCUCCAUUUGGUAUGAAAGAACCGAAAUCAUGUCCCACUGCUCGCAUACAACUAAAUGUGCUAACUACCGAAAGCGAAAUCAUACAACUACAAGCAAAUAUAAUUGAUUACCUAACAAACGAAUUGCAGGUAGUGGAGACAUCAAAUGAAUUUCAAAUUCAAAAUUUAACAAAUUAUUGGAAAAAACCUGACGUAUUGAUUGGAGCUGACUAUUUUUUCAAAUUUAUUAGUCUACGAGAAAUCAGGAAAUUGAAAUCAGGGCACAUGUUGGUUCAAUCAAAAGUUGGUCCAAUGAUUGCUGGAAGUGGAGAUAUUAAGAAACUUUGCAAGAACGAAUUAUAUCCUAAAGAAAUAGUAUAUUCUACAAACGUCAAUAUUAACACUGAGCUAGAAAAAUUUUGGAAAUUAGAGACGAUUGGUAUCCAAGAAUCACCUCGAGAUGAUGAUGAUGAUCAAGCUUUAAAGCAUUUCAAACGGACCAUCAUCAAGCAGGGUGGAAGAUAUCAGGUUUGUUGGCCUUGGAAAGACUCCAAACAAAAAUUAAGCAAUAAUUAUGGAUUAUGUCUGGGACGAUUGAAGAAUUUGAUCAACCGCCUACAACAUAAUUCAAAUCUCCAUUCAUAUCAUCAAAUACUUAUGGAUCAACUACAUUCAGAAAAUCAUGGUAGUGAAUUGGCAUGGGAGAUAAGAAAGAACUUAUACGUAGAAAACGUUAUUAUAUCAGCUAAUGGAACAGAAGAGGCCUUAUAUAAAUAUGAAAGAACGGAAGAAAUUUUUGGUGAAGCAUCGAUGAACAUAAAAGAAUUUCUUUCAAAUGACGAAGAAUUUAACAAAAGAAUAGCUGAAUGCGACCUAAGCCAAACAAACCAGGAAAAUUUUCUUGGUCUUAAAUGGAACCAUGAACGAGAUAUUAUCCGUGACACUGAAACCAUGGAUAGGAAAAAGUUUAACAAAGAGGAUUAUCUUACAAUUCAUAGCCUCUCAAUAUAA